GCGGUCAGCAGUGGCAUCUUCUCGCUGUCAUGGCAGUCAUCAGCUGGGUAGCUCUAAAAAUGCGUUCGUAGGUGCCAAGACUCGCCGCCCAGCUUCGUUGCUCGGAAUAAAACCGUCCAUAGCCUAACGCAACAGCGAAAGGAAACGUCAUGGCCCACGUAAGGAAGCUGAGCAUCAGCGGGUUCCGCACGGACGAUGACGACGACGAGAGAAAUCCACUCGACUCCUCAUACAAGUUUGGUUGGCCCGGAGAAUCGGCGGCGAACGGUGGUACGACGUCUCCGUCGCUCAUGAACGAUCCUGUGCGCCUCGAACUUAUCAUUCGGCGUGAGAUGUACUGUUCGAAGAGAACCUCGCGGAACUUCGGCGACUACGUGCAGAGCCGCGAACUGGGCCUUCAGCAUAGGCAGCGUCUGAGCGUGAACGAGACGUACGGCGCCCGUCAUCUGCUCCAGAACGGCCUGUACCGCGAGCGCGAGAUCAGCCUGGGCCGCAUAAACAAGGUGUUCUGCUCGGCGUGGCUCUCUGAGCGUCAGAUAGUGUUCGGCACGAAGUGCAACAAACUCAUGGUGCUCGACUCGGAGAACGGCAAGCUCUGCCAGAUUCCGAGCCUGCAAAGCUCGCACGCCAGCCCGCCGCCCGAGAACCACUGCGGCAUCCACGCGCUGCAGAUGAACCCCUCGCGCACUCUCCUGGCGACGGGCGCCCAGCACUCGAACGACACGGCCAUCUACAGGCUGCCCACGUUGGACCCAGUGUGCGUCGGCGAGAGGGCUCACACGGACUGGAUCUUCGACCUGGCCUGGCUCGACGACGAGUUUUACGUGACUGGUUCGCGGGACGCGACCCUGGCGUUGUGGAGGGUGCAGGAACCUCGCGGCUGGGACGCGCGCGCGCUGCUGCCGCUGCGCUAUCAGGUGGUGAGGCCGCUCGCCGUGCGCGGUUGCAAGGACGCCGACAAGAUUCGAGCGCUGCUGUUCAGCCGACGGCACGACGAGAUCGUCGCGCUGUCGCUCAACGCUUACAUCCACCAGUGGGACGCGCGCACGCUGCGUUGGAAGGCGUCUCACAAGAUGCCUUACUGCCAAGAGAACGUCUGCCUCGCGCAGCAGCCCGAGCGCAACGUCUACGCGGUCGGUUCCAAGUCGUACGUCACGUUUCUGGACUCGCGGACGCUCCAGCAGACGCAGAAGGUUCCUUCGAAGUACAUCGGCUGUGGCAUCCGGUCUCUGAGCUUCAUGGAUGACCUCCUAACCAUCGGUACUGGUAUAGGUGUGCUGCUGUUCUUUGACUUGCGCGCUUCCAAGUACCUCGAAGACGCCGACAGGGCCAGGUACAGCACCCUAAAAGCCAACAGGGGCUGGGUCCAUGCCGACGAGUUGUACCGUGAGGUUUUCUGGAACACCGAGUACAAUCCGGCCAUCUACACGCAUUGCUAUGAUCCUUCGGGGCUGCGGCUGUUUGCAGCUGGUGGACCCCUGCCCGCGAGCCUUCAAGGCAACUAUGCUGGAUUGUGGUAUUGACAGUGGUGGUCGUAGCGCACGACAAGGCCUUUGACAGCUUCACCUGCCAGUGAGCCAUAUUUGUUGGUCAAAAACAAUGUCCCAUAUGCCUUCUGGUGGCACCGAGUGAAUUUUUCUUAUAGUACAGCAAAGACUAUCAAUGUGUGCUUUGUGCUGUUCGGUUGUGAAAGUGGCUGGCCCGCCUUCCUUCUUUCUCCCACAAUUGCAAAAAACAACUGGCAAAACUUGCAUGUGUCUUCAAACCACUGCACGAAAGGCUGUUUGCUGCGGCAUGGCGAAGCUAAAUUCCUCCAGACAGAGUCAUUGUGAAAUUUGACUCCCAGUGCAUCUGCUGCUGUGCUUGUUUGGGUUAUGGAUGCACGACAUGAUGCAGCUGUGCCCUUAAAUGAGGCUUAGUGCAGCCUUCCCAAGCCUGAGAUUGCUUGAAGUUUCCUUUUUUUUUAAACCGUUACAUAUCCUUAUCAAUCUAGUAUGUGAAGAAGGGUCUCUGCUGCGCUGUUGCUUAUGGUGCUCGAGCAUGGGUGAAUGAAGGCAUGUAUGGUAGUGGAUGAUAUUCAGGCCCUGCAUUUUAGACCUGCUUCGACUGCAAUGUAGCCUGAAGCCUCAUGAAAAAGCUGUUUGCCACAGCACGCAUUAUCCACACUCUUGUCUAUCUUGCCUCACCGCUUAUACCAAUGGCAGGUAGGCUUUUCAUUCAGUCAUGGCAACCCAGUGAUGCCUUCGGGCAGCCUUUCAGGCCAUUGGAGGACUGCAAAAAAAAAAAAAAAAAUAUGGAGCUGCUCUGUGUUUCUAAAGCCACUUUGUUGUGGUAACACUGUCGCAUUUUAUUGUGAAAAGUGGGUAUGUCACACCAAACCGGUGGAAACAAAUGUGGUAUAAUUUGCAAGUGGAUGGAGAAAACUUGGCUUUCAGUCCUCUCAGUGUGUAAAGAAUCUCUUUGGCUGCAUUUUGGCCUGGUUCCUCUGUCCAAAUGGUCAUCCAGAAGUGUUCAUUUCGUGGUUCUUUGCUAUUGCGUGUUUCUUUUUUUUCCUGACACUGCCCCCCACGCUUUUGCGGAACUUAUAGACAUAAUAUAACUAGCUGAUGUGUUUUAAAAAGUGAAUUGCUGUUUUUGGCAUUUGCGUGGUUUGAACACCUGUUAUACGUGCAAUGUGAAUGUUGUGCUUGAAGUAGCAUGACAUCCUUUUUGACACCUACGUUUCUUUUUACUGUUUUUCAGCAAGGACCCAUGUGUAUUGCCUCACAAGCUGGCCACUUUCGUGUGAUGGUCGGCGCUAUAAAGUUUUUUUGUUUUUUUCUGGUGGUGUUUUUUUUUUUGCAAAUGCUUUUCAUUGGGCAGAUUGUUCAGCAUUACAGCUUGAUUGGCCCAGUGAUAAAUGUCAACGUGCUGGUGCGAGAUUACUCAAGCAUCUUGGUUUACAAAUGUUCACUUGUGCUCUCAUGAUUGGCUGGCAUUGCGCUUUCAUCAGAGGUUGUCAGUGUGGCAAGGUGGGAGCGCAAAUUGAACACUGCCUGCUCUGAUGUUGGAGGCAAAGCGGACAUUCGGAAUACAAGAUGCUUGCGCAAUCUUGCCCCUGAAGUUUUCUUUGGUCCCUGUAAGCCUAUACCUAUAACCAUAUCGGUCUUGAUGAGUGCUCACAAACAAAUGUGGCUUCUGCAAGUUCUGACCUAACAUGAUCUUGAAUGUUACUGAGGGAUGGUUGGUAUUGAAGCAAAGUGGGUUAAACCAUCGAGUUGUAAUCACUAAAAAUACUUGGGCGAACUCUGUCACUAGUGUUAUAAAGGAGCUUCAAGUAUGGUUGUUCAGCUGGCAUGGGGAAUAAUAGGCUGCGCAUGGAUUUCCCAAAACUCCCACCUAGGCUUCCUUAACAGGGCUUCAACUAGCAAAGAAAUUAUUGGCGUGAAAAUCGAAACGUGGGUGAGUUGUAUUACGGUUCAUUGUGGAUCAGUGCAAAUAACUAACAUAGAAAAAGAAAGGACAAUGCAAGCGCUGUACUGAAACAGACGCAUGACAAACAAGCACAACGAGGAACAUGCCAAGCUGAAAACUGAAGGCAGCCAAAGUCUUAUCACAUAUACACCAAACGUGGGGUUAGAUAUGAGUCGGAUGUGCACAUUCAUCCUUUAAUUCACACUUGGCAAAAGAUGAAUGUGCACGUCUGAGUCAUAAUUAAUAAUACAUGUUUGGUGCAUAUGUGACACUGUUGAAGGUUUUGUUUGUUUUCAUUUUAGCACAAUCUGCUUUAUGCAUACGUCUUGCGUGUCUUUGCUAAAACUUUCAGUACAAUGCUUGUGUCGUCCCUUUCUUUCGUGUCUGUUCCUUGUGCUGCUAUGGUAUGAAAAAACAAGUGUGAGCCAUGUUUCUCUGAUUGCCUAGCGUGAUAUAGCUAUGGCUGCAGUUGCAUUUCACACAUCAUAUUUAUUAUUGGAAACAUUGCAGGUAGAGAAUUGCAAACUUGGAAGCUCUUGCACAAAAUGCGAUUGGUUGCUCAUGCAUUGAUGGCCACUGUUGAUGGCAGCAUCACUACACUCUUGCCUUUAGGCACUCUUGAGGUUCAAUUACAACUGUGAGAGAAGGGACUUUCUGACGCCACCUUUAAUGUUAGCUGGUAAAAUCAUUUCAUCAAGGAGAGUAAGGUUAUAACGCACGGAUUGCAUGAUGGCGUACAGAAUAAUAUGUGAUGAGAAGAAGGUGUGGGGACAUCACGAGCACAUAUGUACCAUGCUAGUAUACUGCCUACACACUUGUCCGAUGGAGUGGCCUGAUUUUCACUCACUGUGAUGGAUUAUUGCAUGCUAAGGGAGAGUGAGUGUCUGAGAUAGUUGUAUGCAUGUGUGCGUGGAAAAAGGUAUGAGGGGGUCGGAAGGAGAGAAUGGGAUUUCUGGGCCUCUUUUAGUACAGCGUGCCAUUACUUGUGGUGCUCAGCUCUCGACAAGCUUUAGGCGAAUAGACUUCCCUUCGUCGGAGAGAGGUGCCUCAAUGUCUUCGUGUGGGCUAGCGAAGAAGGUUGCUCGUUGCCUGCUAUCUAUCCCCUGAUGGCUGGGAAUUCCCGUAGGAGGUGACGAGGUGCACUUCGCCUUGCAUGGCGGGCCUGUGGCUACUUCAGGUUUAAUUUCAGUCACAAAAGUCGAGAGUUUGCAAUUUGUGACGCUACCUCUCAUGUGACCCAUUUAAGGAAUUUUUUUAAACUAGGAAAGUAAGGUUAUAAUGCAACUUUUUCUUUUGCAGUGCGAUUGUGGUGUAAUUGUUGGGUACUCGUUUCUAAGGUGUGGAGUUCUUGGUUUGAACCAAGUUGAUUGGAAUAUUUUUAUUUAUGUUGCCAAAGCAUUUGGUGUGCUGCUACAAUUAAGCCUGAUCCUUAGCUCAUAACUGCUUAGCCAAGCAAAUGCUAUAUUUAGUUCGCUAUAAUGCAACAUUUUCAGCGCUAGAAUACACAACCAAAAGCAAUGCACAAGGUGUUUUAUUCAUGCAUAUUGGAAAAUGACAGUCAUAUAAAUGUGAUUGAAUCUAAAAAGAACUCUGUUGCACUAGUUAUGUCAGAUUCUAGACUGUGUAAAGUCUGCCUGAGCAACCAGGGGGCAGCAUGAUUUGCAUAUGCUGCUAGCUUGUUAGCAGAAUGCACUUCAAAGUACAUUACUAGCUUUGCCAAUUGAAUCGAUAAAGUGUCACCAUGCCAACCAGCAUGAAUUGGUCUGUACAUUAUUUUUUGUCUCAUUUUUUGGCCUUGGAAGAAUCGAGGGUCGCAGUUUAAAGUGUACAUAUAUUCACCUUUAAUAAAAACUCAAAAAUCAAGUUGAGGAAUGAAACAUGAAGCUGUAACAGUGAAUUGUUUAGAAACCUGGGCGCUGUGAACUUGUAAUAGACAAAGUGGAAUAGCUGACUCGGGCACUAUGCAGACAUUGCCAAAGGGAGUGACCUGCCCAACGGUAAUUGCAUUUUGCGUCCGGCGUGCAAUAUGUGUCUUUUGUGCUUUCACCGCCUGAUUGACCCUUUUGAGGUUGUUAACCUGACAAGCGCGAAGAAAUAUACAAUGCUUUCUUCGAGUCUCACUUGCAUGUCCUGUUGUGGCACUGGAUUCGACCAUCACUGGCCACGCAGUUUUGCUGUAGAGCGCAAGGUUGCGGGUUUGACUUCCAGCCACGACGGCCGCAUGGGGCGGAAUGCAAAAAUACUGGUCAGUGUGAUGUCAUGAAUUUCAAAGUAUUUUGUGUGUCGACUGGUUGUGGCCCAGUAAAAGUCCUUGAAUGAAAAUUGCCGAUUGCCUUUGGCUAUCCUUCGGAUAUAAGGUACUCUACCUUUAAUAUAAGUCGGCAGUUGUGCGAGUAGGCGACCAGACACCUUGGAACGUGGGAAGCAGCACACAGUACAAGAUGCAAAAAGUUGCCGGGGCAUCCAUCCUUUGGAGAUGAUUAGUGACAUUAAUGUGAUCAGCAAUCUAUCUUGCAAUGGGUUUCUAAAUGGUUCACUGGUUAUGUCCCAUCCGUAGCACACACCCAAUGCUAAGAGGCAAGAUUUUCACACACGGGCCAUGAGAACUUGCGCACGUCCUAGUUCCAAGUGAUCCAAGUUUGUGUCAAUGAGGUUCACUAAAUUAUGGUACAUACCAAGUGACCCAACUUGUUCCGUCGGUUGGUUUCGAAUCCAGUUACCUCAGCACAGCAGUCCAAUAACCAUUAAACAAUAGUCUACCCAGUGACCCAAGCUGGCGUGAAAGAGCCGAAGACAAACGUACAGAUACCAAACACAAAGAAUGGCAAUUGCAUUAAGAAGGUUAUCUUGCCCUUUUCUUCUUUUGUGCUGCAUACUGUGCACUGCUUUCUAUGUUUUAUCUUUACUGAUAACAAACUAGGCCUGAGCAGACGCAUUUAAAAUUCAUGAUACCACGGUAAGCCGGUGUAGUGACUUCAAGGUGGCAAAGCAAAAGGCAAAAAACAAGAAAGACUAGUAUCUUUUAUGUCUUUGCCUUUUGCUGACUUACUAAAUCGCCACCCCAUGCAUCACAGUAAUAAAUGCUGAUGGUCCCAACCAAAAUAAAGGCAUUACAACACAGCAAAAACAGUUGUGUGCCAAGCAAAGGGGGCAUGUUCCCCAGGCAAUCAAGAUUAAUUUGGAGCCCUUCAUCAUGUUGGCUUUCAUAGCCCCUGCAUUGCUUUGUGACAUAAAUCCAAUCAGUCACAGACUUGCGCAUAAGAAAUUAAAUGUUAUGAAUUUCUUGUAACCAGUUACAUUUAUGGUGGUUUUGUAAUGUAUUGGUUACUUUGCUUAUUCUGUAACACUCAUUGUAAUUCAGUUACUUUUUUCACUAACCAUCUACAUAUAACCAGUUAUUUUAUUGACGAAACAAACUGUAACAGGCGAUGCAGAUUUAGGCAUCGGAGUUUGGCAAGAACACAGUGAAAUGCCCUGAGUCUGCAAUUCAUAUCAUCCAAAAGGAUGAAAACAUGUACCUGGAUUACCCCUUUCCCACAAUUAGCAUCCUACAGCUAUGGCUUAAUUAUCUGAACAUGGCUUGCUUGCAGAUUUGCAUGUCUUUCUUGGAAGCUCUUCUAAGCUGCUUUCAUAGACGCUAAGAGCGGCUCCUCAAUUUUUCGCUUAGUGCAGUCUAUGGCUUCUCUGUUGUAGAGAGAAGUUUACAGCUGUUAGACGCAUAAGUUUCAAUUUGUCAGAACGACUCAUAUAAAACUGAUUUUGCAGUUGUAACACAUGAGCUAUAUUUUUAGGGCUAAAUAAUAUGCAGAUUCAUUGCACAUUCGUCCACCGUUUUGAAGAAUGUGAAUGCCUGCUAGCAUCUGUGCAAGUUUUCAGGGUCGCGGCUGUUGCCUUCACAAUUAAGAAAAUUAGGCAAAGUUGCCCAAUAAAGAUUCUAAAAAGCAAUAGUUAAUGAAGAUUGGCAACACGUGAGAGGCCGCAGGAGAUGCACUGAAACAACCAGGCAAGCUUGUUAUAUUUACUGUGCUUGUGAAAUGUUAAUCAAAGUUUGGAGGAAAGUAACGUAAAAGUAAUUAAUUAUAUGAGUGCCAUUUAGUAAAUGAUCAGUUAGUGUUGCUGGGCAGUAGUUGGCCACUGUAAUCGAUUAAGAUUUCUCAUGAAGACAUUGUAAUUGUAAUAAAAAUAAGACAGUGCA
This is a messenger RNA of Dermacentor silvarum, 7648 nucleotides long. It is a transcript of the gene DCAF12, whose product is annotated as DDB1- and CUL4-associated factor 12 homolog. Gene Ontology annotation, cellular component: Cul4-RING E3 ubiquitin ligase complex. Gene Ontology annotation, molecular function: protein binding. The transcript is spliced from 2 exons. Lineage: Eukaryota; Metazoa; Arthropoda; Arachnida; Ixodida; Ixodidae. The coding region runs from base 150 to 1523 and encodes 457 amino acids. The record is from RefSeq and is a predicted model, not a curated record.